AUGUCCAGAAAGACAACAUCUAGAGUCAAAUGGGCCCUUGCUGGACUCGGAGCAGUCGCGACUCUGUUUACUUAUUUGUAUUUGACCCGCGAACGGGACGAAACCGGGACCGAAACGGAUACCGAUCAGUUGAAGUCUAGUGCACAUCGAGUCAUCUUAGUAACAGAAACUGUUUUUAAAGAUUAUGAGAAAUGGAGAGGGGAAUUGCAAAACGGAUGCGUCCUUGUCAUUCCACCGAAUCGUGAUUACGAUUCGGUGUUGAAACUGGAGAAUCCCAAGUACGAAUCUCAAAUCAUCAAAUGUGAUUCCAUGACAGGAGUAUGGGCCGUUGUACGGCAUUUGCGCAAACCGUUAACAUUGGCAAGUGAAGAUUUGGAUAUGAUACCGGACGAGCUGUCAAGGUUCGUGGGGGAAAUCAUUGAGUUUACGAGACAUGAACGCUGA
Molecule: messenger RNA, 444 nt
Organism: Lachancea mirantina
Lineage: Eukaryota; Fungi; Ascomycota; Saccharomycetes; Saccharomycetales; Saccharomycetaceae
Source: the annotation of a GenBank genome assembly